AAUUGAUGACGUUUUACGCAAGCGGCAGUCAAAAAUGUCGUCUACUCACGAAUUGAAAGAUGUUAUUAAAGACACAUUAGAGAACCGAGGGGUUUUAGGCCAGAUUAAAGCAAGAAUAAGAGCAGAGGUUUUCAAAUCAUUGGAUGAUCAGAAUGAUUCUAAACCUCCGCUUAGUAAUGAAAAUAUGAUAAUAAAUGAACUGAUCAGAGAAUAUCUGGAGUUCAAUAAAUAUAAGUAUACAGCCUCUGUGAUGGUUGCUGAAACUGGGCAACCUAAACAACCACUAGACAGAGGGUUUUUAGCAGAAGAAUUAAAUGUGGAAGAGGAUAAAAAUUGUAGUCAGGUACCCCUUUUAUACAGUCUUGUUGGACAAUAUAUGAAUAAAAAUAGAGGGAAAAGCACGAGAUCAGCAAUGCAGAACAGAGGUCAAAGUUCAAGAUUCUUAGAGGAAUUAGAAAACGAGAUGGCUUCAGGACCACCUAAUCAUAUAACAGAACCUCUGGUUGUUAAAGGUGGAAGGAAGUGACACAAGGUUAAACAUGGAGUUAUUACAUGACAUAAUAUCAUGAAUAUGCUGUUAUCUGAAUACAGAUUUGUUCAGCUUGUAUCAUAAAGAACAGGAGUGAUGGACAGCUUCAUUGUGUUUAGAUCUUCAUUGUGUUUAGAUCUGCCAGGGUUGUCUUGGUUUAAACUGUGAUAGAUUUAUUUUAUAAGACUAUAUGCUACUGUUGUUAGGAAGUAUAUGCAUUGCAUUGGCUUGUUAGUGAAUGUAUUAUUCAUUAGUUUCGCUGAUAUGGUGAUUUUUAGUAAGAAAAAUUAAUCAUUUUGAAUACUAUUGUAAAUACCUCAUUUUAAGAACUUUUACAAUCGUUUGUUUAUUAUUACGAAAUAUAGUAAUAGAAAAAUCAUUUAAAAAUAUUAUUAAUAGAUCUACCCUUUAGUGUACCAUAUUAAGCUUAGACCAUUCUGUUGAUAAUGAAUAUCGUAAAGAAGUUGUGUCCUAAUGGCUAAGAAUUAUGCUAUUAUAUUCAGAUAGAUACAUUUAUUUCCUCCACACCGGAGAGCAUUACUUUUCUUUUCAUAAAAUUUCCAACACUGUCCAGUUAAAGUAACAUUUAAUUUAGUCUUUUUUUUUUGCAAAGAUCAGAAAAGAAAACAGAUUUUCAAUGUACCAUUUUGUUUUAUUAACUUUUUACCACUAAUAUCUUCCAACUUAAAGCUGCAUGCCUCCAGGUGACCCAAAAUAUUUCAAGAAAUUUAAACUUGGAAAAAACAUACUAAAACUUUGAGAAAAGUGAUCAAAUUAAAGAUUCAAGUGAUUAUUUAUAUCUUAUUUGCAAUUAAUGACUGUAUUUUGUAGUAUUUAUCCCCAUAUUUCUACUGCGUUUCUACUACUAACGCAGUAGGGGCUAUUUAUGCAUAUUUUGACCUCUUUUUGGUAAUUUACGUAGAUUUUAAGUGCCGAUUGUAAUGUGUCAAGUACUGUCUUUGUUCAUUUCACAAUAUUUUACCUUUAAAUACAUUUUCAAAAUUUUCAUGAAAAUUAGGAUGAAUCUGGAGGCGUGCUGCUUUAAACAAGUAGAUUUGGAUGAAUUGAAAUUUGUUUUUUUUUUUUGUUGUUGUUUUUGCAAAUAUGUAAGAAUAUAUUUAAAUAGAAAAGCCCACAGAGUAUACAUAAUUUUUGUGUAUGAAUAGUUGAUAAAUAAUUAAAUUUGUAAAAUGGGUAAAAAAAUAAAAAUUAUGAAUAUGAAA
Ruditapes philippinarum (Manila clam) is the source of this 1752-nucleotide messenger RNA. RefSeq names its product centrosomal protein 20-like. Gene Ontology annotation, molecular function: protein binding. The transcript is spliced from 5 exons. The record is from RefSeq and is a predicted model, not a curated record. Gene Ontology annotation, cellular component: motile cilium; centrosome; ciliary basal body. NCBI's taxonomy places the organism in Eukaryota, Metazoa, Mollusca, Bivalvia, Venerida, Veneridae. Gene Ontology annotation, biological process: microtubule anchoring; cilium assembly. Bases 35 to 526 code for a protein of 163 amino acids.